AUGAACAGCUGGAGUUUCGACAAAUUAAAAAUGUUUCUUACGCGCUCGGAAUACGAUCGUGGUGUUAACACCUUCAGCCCUGAAGGAAGACUCUUCCAAGUGGAAUAUGCUAUAGAAGCUAUUAAGCUGGGGUCGACCGCGAUUGGAAUUUGUACUUCAGAGGGCGUAGUACUGGCCGUGGAGAAAAGAAUAACAUCGCCUCUAAUGGAACCGACUACAAUAGAAAAGAUCGUUGAAGUAGACCGACAUAUUGCUUGUGCUGUGUCUGGUCUUAUGGCUGAUUCCAGAACUCUUAUUGAACGAGCUCGUGUAGAAUGCCAGAACCACUGGUUUGUUUACAACGAGAGAAUGAGUGUGGAAUCAUGCGCACAGGCUGUCUCAAAUUUGGCUAUACAAUUCGGCGACAGUGAUGAUGACAGUGGUACAGCUAUGUCAAGGCCCUUCGGUGUUGCUGUUAUGUUUGCAGGUAUUGAUGAGAAGGGGCCCCAACUUUUCCACAUGGAUCCAAGUGGUACAUUUGUGCAGUAUGAUGCUAAAGCCAUCGGUUCUGGUAGUGAAGGUGCUCAGCAAAGUUUAAAGGAGGUGUAUCACAAGUCAAUGACCUUAAAAGAAGCUAUCAAAUCUGCUCUGACUAUCCUCAAGCAAGUUAUGGAGGAAAAAUUAUCUGAGAGCAAUGUAGAAGUGGUCACUAUGACACCAGGAUCUAUGUUCCACAUGUUUUCGAGGGAACAGCUGGCUGAGGUUAUUAAGGAUAUACCCUAA
Molecule: messenger RNA, 762 nt
Organism: Leptosia nina
Lineage: Eukaryota; Metazoa; Arthropoda; Insecta; Lepidoptera; Pieridae
Source: the annotation of a GenBank genome assembly